GGGAGAGGAGGGCCCCACGACUUCCUCAUGAUGCUUGGGAAGAACGCGGCCCUGCUGUUCCUCGUUGCCCUAGCUGUGGCCACCAGCCCAGCCUGGGCACUCCGCUGCCACGUGUGCAGUAGUACCACCAACUGCAAGCAACCCCAGACCUGCCCGGCCAGCUCCCGUUAUUGCAAAACCAUGACCACAGUGGAGCCUCUGGCAGGGAACCUGGUGAAGAAGGACUGCGCAGACUCCUGCACCUCUGACUACAGCCAGCACGGCCAGGUCAGCAGCGGCUCCGGCUUCACCCAGUGCUGCCAGGGAGACCUGUGCAACGAGAAGCUAAGCAGUGCUGCGCCUGCACGCACCCUGCUCAGCAGCGCCACCCUAGGCCUGGCGCUCACCCUAGGCCUCCUUAUCCUCAUGGUCCCCAGCCUGUGACACUCACCCCAGAUGUACCCUUGCUUGCCCCUGCCCUUCCGGUUCUUGGGGGGUCCACAGCCUCCCACGUAGCCAUGAUGGAGGAACCAGAUGCUGAAGCUGGGGGCUGCCUCCGAAAGCUGGAGUCAGAUCCUGGUGGCCUGGAGAGCUGAUGACUCAAUUCCUGCCCCAGCAGAGGGAGAGGACUGGCGUGGCGGGGAGGGGACAGAGAGGCUCAGUCUCUUCUGAUUUUGUAUUCAUUCCAUUUAUUUUUCUACUUGAACUUGUGCAAAGAAAUAAAUGAUUGAAAAAUA
Molecule: messenger RNA, 716 nt
Organism: Jaculus jaculus (lesser Egyptian jerboa)
Lineage: Eukaryota; Metazoa; Chordata; Mammalia; Rodentia; Dipodidae
Gene: Ly6d
Product: lymphocyte antigen 6 family member D
Exons: 3
Coding region: 28-423 (131 amino acids)
Biological process (GO): lymphocyte differentiation
Cellular component (GO): cell surface
Source: RefSeq, a predicted model, not a curated record